Molecule: messenger RNA, 1452 nt
Organism: Achroia grisella
Lineage: Eukaryota; Metazoa; Arthropoda; Insecta; Lepidoptera; Pyralidae
Product: facilitated trehalose transporter Tret1-1-like
Exons: 10
Coding region: 1-1452 (483 amino acids)
Biological process (GO): transmembrane transport
Cellular component (GO): membrane
Molecular function (GO): transmembrane transporter activity
Source: RefSeq, a predicted model, not a curated record
AUGGUGUCAGGAAUAUGGUUUCAGACGUUUACAGCGAUUACAGCAUCUUUUGGCUCCGCUGCGAUGGGAUUACUCAACGUCUGGCCAUCAUACACGAAGUAUCUUUAUACAGCUAAUGAUACAGUACUUCUAACAAAUCCCAUGACUGAUUCCGAAGUGGCAUUGUUGGGUAGUCUGCCCUCUCUGGGAGGGAUGUUGGGUACUGGAGUGGUUGGAAUAUUAAUUGACAAAUUUGGCAGAAGAAUAGGAGGUCUUGCAAUUACAAUUCCGUUUCUGUUGUCUUGGGCUAUUAUUCACAUGUCGUCUACAUCUGUCUUGGUACUCAUGGCAAGAUUCCUGGGAGGUAUAGCUGGUGGAGCAUAUCUUGUUUAUGGCCCUGUAUUCAUAUCAGAAGUCGCUGAUGACUCAAUCAGAGGAUCGCUGGCAACAUUUCCAAACUUGUUUUAUGGAAUAGGAGUCCUCUUAUCCUAUAUCCUGGGAUGGUUCUCCAGUUACACAGUAAUCAUUUGGAUUAACAUUAUGGUGGCUGUAGUAUGCUGCUUACUAGUUAUGAGCGUGAAAGAAAGUCCUAUCUUUUUGCUCAGGCAAAAUAGAGAAGAGGACGCAAUAAAUGCAAUAGCGCAUUACAAAGGGUCAUCCCCAACUUCAGUGGUUGUCUUGAAAGAGUUAUCAAAACUCAAGUUGCAGUUGAAUCCAAUUGUUGAAUUAAUACCAGUCAACGAAGAUUCACUAUCAACAGCGGAAGACGCAGAGAAGGAAAAAUUAAAUUCUGAGAACAUCAUACCUGAAGUUCAGCAAAAGGUUUCUUCUUGGAGAACAUUAAUUUCAUCGCCGUCAUCACGUCGCGCAUUUUUGACAUUAUUCAUUAUAAUAACAGUUCAGGUAUUUAUGGGAUUAGUACCAGUACAAGUAUUCGCCAAAACUGUUUUCAACAAAGCAGAUCCAAGCAAAGCUGACCUCUUCUCCGUUCUAUUUGCCUUAAUGCUGAUAUUUGGAUGUUUCGUUACUGCAUUUAUAUCUGAUAAAGCUGGCAGAAGGGUUUUGGUGAUCAGUUCAUCAACAUUAGUAGCCAUAUCGAUGGUCAUUCUCGGCGCGCAGACUCAGUACAGUUUUGGACCAGCAUGGGUGACGGUGGUCAUUAUUCUUCUCUACUGCUUCUUCUUCAUGUGCGGCGCCGGUACCAUUCCUUAUGUGUUGCUGUCCGAAAUCUUCACCCCCGAGGUACAGAACAUUGCCUCUUUGUUGAUAGGAGAAUGGGUGUGGUUCCUAAACUUUGCUAUCAUAGCGGUAUUUCCAUAUAUUACAAGUUGUCUUGGCAUGCACGGGGCGUUUUAUAUAUUCGCCGGUUUUGGUGUAAUCAACGCUAUAGUUAGCUUUAUAAUAGUUCCCGAGACUAAAGGUCUGUCAAAUAUUGAUAUACAAGAAGCCUUCUUAAACAGAAGAAGGAGAUAG